GGGGGCGUGGCCCCAGCCGGGGCGGGGCUUCGAUUGGUUCUUCUGCCCGCAGUGUUCGUCGCCGAGCCUCACGGUGCAAAUGUCGCGAGAGCGGCGGCGGCGGUGGUGGUGGGCCGCCCUGCCUCUGGCCGUGCUGAGCCUGGCCGCGGCUUCCCUCCAGGGGCCUCGGGGCGCCGGAGCUCCCUGCGAAGUGUGUCAAGAUUUUUUGGGCAGAUUUUACAGUUAUCUAAAAGAAAAGAAUUCUGAUUUCUCUGUAACGUCUAUAGAGAACGAACUAGUCAAAAGUUGUAUGGAUGCAAAAGGAAAAGAAAACCGCUUGUGCUAUUACAUCGGAGCCACUAGUGAUGCUGCCACAAAGAUAAUCAGUGAAGUGAGCCACCCAAUGAGCGCUCAUAUACCUGUGCCUAAAAUAUGUGAGAAGCUGAAGAAAAUAGACCUUCAGAUCUGUGAGCUCAAAUUUGAAAGAAACCUUGACUUGACAUCAGUGGACCUCUCAAAGAUGAGAGUGGCAGAGCUGAAGAAGAUCCUGGAUAGCUGGGGAGAAGUGUGCCGAGCAUGCAUAGAAAAAACAGACUUGGUGAACUUGAUUAAAGAGCUGGCCCCAAAACACACAGCUCCGACUUCUAGAACUGACCUCUGAUGGCAUCUGAAUCAAAGCACUUGCCUACUUCGUGCAUUUAAUUAAUAUAUUUAUUGUGGCGCGGCAGGGAGUUCAGAACGCAGUGGGGUGGUCUAGUGUCAUCUGGAUGGUCCAGGAAAACAGAUCAUGGCAAAUGCAGAUUGAACUGCUAGUAAGAUUCUACAAAUGAUAUGAAACAAAACUGUAAAUUGAAUUGUCUCCUUGGUGUAAAGGAACAUUUGGUGUCUGUCUGGUUUCAUGGAUUAUUUUCUAAAUAAAACGAUUUAUUUAAAAAAUCUG
Messenger RNA from Heteronotia binoei (common prickly gecko), 919 nucleotides. RefSeq names its product cerebral dopamine neurotrophic factor (gene CDNF). Lineage: Eukaryota; Metazoa; Chordata; Lepidosauria; Squamata; Gekkonidae. Gene Ontology annotation, cellular component: endoplasmic reticulum. The record is from RefSeq and is a predicted model, not a curated record. Bases 80 to 640 code for a protein of 186 amino acids. Gene Ontology annotation, biological process: dopaminergic neuron differentiation; neuron projection development. The transcript is spliced from 4 exons.